AUGUCCGAUCCGUCCCCCCCAUCGGCUGUAUCCUCGCAGCCCUCGACAUCCGAUGCCAGCGACUCGACCUAUCUGACCUGGUCCAACUUCUUCUCCAUCCUCAGUGGCAGCGCAUCGCAACCUCUUCGAAAUGCCUACUUCCAUGAACGCGACGUCAAGAACGAAGAGAAAGACUGCAAGCGCUGUCAAGAAGACGUCAAAUAUCUCUUCAAGGGCUCGCCCAUUGUGACUUUCAUGAAGCAUAACAUCGACCUUCUCGGUCCGGCAGACGGCAGCGCAUCGAUACACCCCGGUAACGUCACCUGCAGAAGAUGUGAUACACAGCAAAGUGGAGGCUUCAGUCCCGAGCACGGGAUUCUGCUCUGCGCGAACCAGUUUCGCGACCGAGGACAUCUGGAGGACACACUUGCCCACGAGAUGGUCCAUGCCUACGAUUAUAUGCGCUUCAAGCUGGAUCCAUUGGACCUGAGACAUGCGGCGUGUAUGGAGAUAAGAGCGAGCAUGUUGAGUGGAGAGUGCCGAUUCCGACGCGAAUUCUUCACUAGAGGACAGUGGAGCGUGACGCAGCAGCUGCAAGAAUGCGUCAGGAGAAGAGCGGCGUUGUCGGUGGCCAACAGACCGGCCUGUAAAGACGAUGUACAGGCGGUGAGGGUGGUGAAUGAAGUUUGGGAGAGCUGCUUCAACGAUACUCGGCCGUUCGAUGAGAUAUAUAAGUGA
Molecule: messenger RNA, 717 nt
Organism: Lecanosticta acicola
Lineage: Eukaryota; Fungi; Ascomycota; Dothideomycetes; Mycosphaerellales; Mycosphaerellaceae
Source: the annotation of a GenBank genome assembly